Otolemur garnettii (small-eared galago) is the source of this 2570-nucleotide messenger RNA. It is a transcript of the gene FSTL4, whose product is annotated as follistatin like 4. Lineage: Eukaryota; Metazoa; Chordata; Mammalia; Primates; Galagidae. Bases 192 to 2570 code for a protein of 792 amino acids. The record is from RefSeq and is a predicted model, not a curated record. The transcript has 15 exons. Gene Ontology annotation, biological process: cell differentiation; regulation of BMP signaling pathway; multicellular organism development. Gene Ontology annotation, molecular function: calcium ion binding; protein binding.
GGGCAGCGGCGGCUCAGAAAGCUGGAGCCUUGACAGCUCCAGAGAACCCGGGACCCGCCGACAGCCGGAGAGACCGACCGAAGGACGUGGGGCCGGCUCGCCGCCGCCGCCGCCACUGGGCGCUCCUUCCUUGUCGCCCGAGUCCGGCCACCUGGUCUUCCCUUCGGCCCCGCCGCCUCAGAUUCAACAAAAUGAAACCAGGAGGCUUUUGGCUGCAUCUCACCCUGCUCGGGGCCUCUCUGCCAGCGGCACUGGGAUGGAUGGACCCAGGAACCAUCGGAGGCCACAACAUGGGUGUGGGGGAGUCACAGAUGGAGGAAUCCAGAAGCUUUGACGUCGCAAGAAGAGAAGGGCUUUCGGGCCACAGCGGGCUGUUGGACUCCUGCCGGAAGAAGUUCUGCAGCCGAGGGAGCCAGUGCGUGCUCAGCAGGGAGACCGGGGAGCCCGAAUGCCGGUGCCUGGAGGCGUGCAGGCCCAGCUACGUGCCCGUGUGCGGCUCAGAUGGCAGGUUUUAUGAAAACCACUGUGAGCUCCACCGUGCUGCCUGCCUGCUGGGGAGGAAGAUCGUCGUGACCCGCAGCAAGGACUGCUUCCUCAGAGGUGACACAUGCACGAUGGCUGGCUAUGCCCGCCUGAAGAACGUCCUUCUGGCGCUCCAGACCCGCCUGCGGCCCCCCCAAGAAGGGAGCAGCAGAGAUGACCCCACCUCCCAGAAGCGCCUCCUGGUGGAAUCUCUGUUUAAGGACUUGGAUGCAGAUGGCAGCGGCCACCUCAGCAGCUCAGAGCUGGCACAGCACAUGCUCAAGGAGCAGGACCUGGAUGAAGACUUACUCGGCUGCUCUCCAGCUGACCUCCUCCGAUUUGACGACUACAACAGUGACAACUCCCUGACCCUCCACGAGUUCUACACAGCCUUCCAGGUGGUUCAGCUCAGCCUCGCCCCUGAGGACAGGGUCAGCAUGACCACUGUGACCGUGGGGCUGAGCACAGUGCUGACCUGUGCUGUCCAUGGAGAUCUGAGGCCACCAAUCGUCUGGAAACGCAAUGGACUCACCUUGAACUUCUUGGACUUGGAAGACAUCAAUGACUUCGGAGAGGAUGACUCCCUGUACAUCACCAAGGUGACCACCAUCCACAUGGGCAAUUACACCUGCCACGCCUCGGGCCACGAGGAGCUGUUCCAGACCCACGUCCUGCAGGUGAAUGUGCCACCAGUCAUCCGCGUCUACCCAGAGACCCAAGCACAGGAGCCCGGAGUGGCCGCCAGCCUGAGGUGCCAUGCAGAGGGCAUUCCUGUGCCCAGAAUUACAUGGCUGAAAAAUGGCAUGGAUGUCUCAGCCCAGAUGUCUAAACAGCUCUCCCUUAUAGCCAAUGGGAGCGAACUCCACAUCGGCAGCGUUCGGUACGAAGACACAGGGGCAUACACCUGCAUUGCCAAAAAUGAAGUGGGUGUGGAUGAAGAUAUCUCCUCACUCUUCAUUGAAGACUCAGCCAGAAAGACCCUUGCAAACAUCCUGUGGCGAGAGGAAGGCCUCAGCGUGGGAAACAUGUUCUACGUCUUCUCCGACAAUGGCAUCAUGGUCAUUCACCCCAUGGACUGUGAGAUCCAGAGACACCUCAAACCCACAGAGAAGGUUUUCAUGAGCUAUUCCAUAGGUGUGGACCCUCUGCCAGCUAAGCUGUCCUAUGACAAGUCACAUGACCAAGUCUGGGUCCUGAGCUGGGGAGAUGUACACAGGUCCAAAACAAGCCUCCAGGUAAUCACAGAAGCCAGCACUGGCCAGGGCCAGCACCUCAUCCGCACACCCUUUGCAGGAGUGGACGAUUUCUUCAUUCCCCCAACAAACCUCAUCAUCAACCACAUCAGGUUUGGCUUCAUCCUCAACAAAUCCGGCCCCGCGGUCCACAAGGUGGACCUGGAAACACUGCUGCUCCUCAAGACCAUCGGCCUCCAGCAGCACAGCUGCAUGCCGCAGGCCAUGGCGCACACCCACCGAGGCGGCUACUUCUUCGUGCAGUGCGGGCAGGACAGCUCUGCUCCCACCACCCGGCAGCUGAUCAUCGACAGCGUCACGGAUUCCGUGGUCGGCCCUAACGGUGACGUGGCAGGCACCCCACAUGUGUCCCCAGACGGGCGCUUUGUGGUCAGCGCUGCUGCCGACAGUCCCUGGCUGCAUGUGCAGGAAGUCACCACGCGAGGGGAGAUCCAGACCCGGUACCGCCUGGAAGUGCGGCCGGGCAUCUCGGACCUGGCCUUCCAGCGCUCCUUCACCGAGGCCAACCAGUACGACGCGUACGCCACGCUGGCGCGGGGGCCCGGCCUGCUCUUCCUGGAGCUGCCCACCGGCAAGGCGGCCGUGCUGAAGGACCUAAAGGGGCCGCCCACGGGGCCCAGCCGGCCCUGGGGGGGACCCCGAAGGAUCCUGAGGGACAGUGGGCUGUUCGGACAGUACCUCCUCACCCCGGCCCAAGAGUCACUGUUCCUCGUCAAUGGGAGACAAAAUGCACUGCGGUGUGAGGUGUCGGGCAUAAAAGGGGGGACCACGGUGGUGUGGGUGGGCGAGGUAUGA